AUGUAUAAAAUGGAUUACUCCUACCUGAACUCCUAUGACUCCUGCAUGGCGGCCAUGGAAGCGUCGGCCUACGCGGACUUCAGCUCCUGCAGCCAGGCCAGUUCCUUCCAAUACAACCCGAUCCGGAGCGGACCCUUCUCCAACCCGGGCUGCACCCCUCUCAGCACCGCCAGCUGCACUCUUGGAGCCCUGCGGGAGCACCAGCCUACGCCCUACUCCUCAGUCCCCUACAAGUUUUUCUCAGACCCCUCCGGCCUCAACGAGAAGAGGAAGCAGAGGCGCAUCAGGACCACCUUCACCAGCUCCCAGCUGAAGGAGCUGGAGAGGGUCUUUGCUGAGACGCACUAUCCGGACAUCUACACCCGUGAGGAGCUGGCGCUGAAGAUAGACCUGACCGAGGCGAGGGUUCAGGUGUGGUUUCAGAACAGGCGUGCUAAGUUUCGUAAGCAGGAGCGUGCAGCCAACUCAAAGGCCAACGGCUCCGGUGGCACCACGGGCAGCAGCUCCAGCAGCAGCUCAGGAGGGAAGAAGGGUGGAGAGCUGAGAUCUUCAUCCGAUGAUGACGAGUCCAAAGAAUCCACCUGCAGCCCCACACCUGAUAGCACGGCCUCCCUGCCGGGCUCAGCCAAUGGAAACAUGGGCAGCCCUGCCAGCCUGAGCCCCAGCCCGGCUCCUGCCAACACCGGCUACGUCAACACCUCCAGCUCUCCGGUCCUGCAGGGGCUGAAGCCGCCCAGCUGGUCCAACCUGGGGCCCUCCAACCCAGCCGUGGCCCAGCCCGCUGCCCAGACUCAGGAGAUCCUGAAGGCCUGGCAGCCGGCAGACAGUAUGACCGGGCCUUUUGCCGGAGUCCUGUCCUCCUUCCACAGAAAACCCAACCCCAACAUCAAGACGAACCUGUUCUGAAGCACAGAGGAAGAGGAAAUGAGAAACAAACAUUAUGCUGUCCACUGGAACAGUGAGGAGUUUCUAGCUUUUGUUGAGAGUCAGGACUUACCCAUCAUAACGCUGAAUUCACAGGUGUAGUCUGCUGUAGUUCAGAAAGGCCCCUUGGUUCUCCUCUAUAAACUAUCCCAUCAAACUUAAAGCUCACAUAGUUAAGUCAAAGGUCAGGUCACCAUCUCCCGCCCCAACAUAUUAUGCAACUGCUCCUGCAAAACCCAGGACAUGGUCCAUUUUAUUCCUUCAAUUAUACCCUUUAACCCUUUUAAUUUCAUCGAAAAAUCUGUUCAUACGUCCUCAGAUAACCCCAAAAAACCCUUUUUAAUGAUGCAACACUCUUUGUGUACAGGCUCUGAAGCAGUGCAUACAAACUUUAGUACACAGUCUUGUUUCCUCCGUCUUUUCAGUCUUUCCUGCUCACUCAUAACCUCACAUUCCCACACUCUCUGCAUUGCAACAGAG
Messenger RNA from Eleginops maclovinus (Patagonian blennie), 1404 nucleotides. RefSeq names its product paired like homeobox 2A (gene phox2a). Lineage: Eukaryota; Metazoa; Chordata; Actinopteri; Perciformes; Eleginopidae. Bases 1 to 906 code for a protein of 301 amino acids. Gene Ontology annotation, molecular function: RNA polymerase II transcription regulatory region sequence-specific DNA binding; DNA-binding transcription factor activity, RNA polymerase II-specific. The record is from RefSeq and is a predicted model, not a curated record. Gene Ontology annotation, biological process: regulation of transcription by RNA polymerase II. The transcript has 3 exons.